Molecule: messenger RNA, 861 nt
Organism: Arachis ipaensis
Lineage: Eukaryota; Viridiplantae; Streptophyta; Magnoliopsida; Fabales; Fabaceae
Source: RefSeq, a predicted model, not a curated record
AUGAAAGGUAUCCUACAGAAAACUGACUUGGCUGGAAGAAUCCUUCAGUGGGUAGUUGAGCUGUCUGAAUUUGACCUCAAGUAUGAAGCUCAGACGGCCAUCAAGUCUCGGUACCUGGCCGACUUUGUCGCAGAGUACACCGACACUCCAGAAAACCCCAUUGAUUGGAACCUCUAUGUUGAUGGCUCAUCAAACAAAGCUGGGAGUGGGGCUGACGUUAUCCUGGAAAGUGACCAAGGGAUCCAACUCGAACUCUCCUUAAGGUUCGAGUUCCCCGCCUCAAAUAAUCAAGCCGAGUAUGAAGCCUUACUGGCUGAUAAAAAGGAGGCAAAAAGGCUCAUACGAGAGGCGCAAUAUUACACCAUAUCACACGACGUCCUAUACAGAAGAGGGAUCUCAACACCCCUCCUAAAAUGUGUCCCGAAUUUCGCCACAAAGGAAGUCCUGGAAGAAGUCCACAGCGGCAUGUGCAGCAAUCACCUCGGGGCUCGAGCCCUAUCCAAAAAGGACAACGGAACCCAGUUCACCGACACAGGCUUCAAGAACAUGGUGGCUGACCUAAAGAUAAAGCACCAGUUCACCUCAGUAGAACACCCGCAAGCCAACGGACUGGCGGAAGCCGCCAACAAAGUCAUACUGGCCGGGCUGAAAUGCCAUCUGCAGGACGCAAAAGUAGCCUGGGUUGAAGAGCUCCCACAAGUGUUAUGGGCAUACCGGACAAUACCGUACUCUACCACGGGGGAAUCAUCUUUCCGACAUGCUUACGGAAUGGAGACAAUGAUCCCCGUAGAAGUAGGCGAAAGAUCCCCUAAGGUGAUCUUCUACAACGAUGACACCAACUCCCAAGCACAAAGAAAAUAA